Punica granatum (pomegranate) is the source of this 2311-nucleotide messenger RNA. The record is from RefSeq and is a predicted model, not a curated record. NCBI's taxonomy places the organism in Eukaryota, Viridiplantae, Streptophyta, Magnoliopsida, Myrtales, Lythraceae.
CUGUUGUCUUGUCUUUAUAAGUUGUUGUUCAUCGAGAUAUUGUGACAGGCUGUCCCCUCAACAGGGAGAAGAGAGCAGAAAACGGGACCUUUGUCUGAUAUUAAAGGCUCCUCUGUUUCUCUCUCUAGCCCCACUUACAUUCUUGCCCCCCAAGUUCGAGGGCCUUUGCCUGGAAGAGGUCGAUCACCAUGUCGGUGACGCUCGAUCAUUCCGAUAAACCCGAUCUUGAGAAUUCUGAGGAUGGGAAGACGAGACUCAAUUCCCUAAAGAAGAAGGCCAGCAGCGCCUCAAUGAAGCUCAGAAACUCCUUCACAAGAAGGAGCCGAAGGAGCAGCAGGGUUAUGUCCGUCUCGAUUGGGGAAGAUGAAAUUGAUGCUGAAGAGCUGCAGGCCGUGGAUGCCUUCCGGCAAGCUCUCAUUCUGGAAGAGCUGUUGCCCGCAAAACAUGACAGUCAUCACAUGAUGCUGAGAUUCUUGAGAGCAAGAAAGUUUGAUAUCGAGAAGACGAAGCAAAUGUGGGCGGACAUGCUCCAGUGGAGGAAGGAGUUCGGUGCCGAUACGAUCAUGGAGGAUUUUGAGUUCAAGGAAAUUGAUGAAGUGCUCAACUAUUAUCCGCAUGGACACCAUGGAGUGGACACAGACGGGAGGCCCGUCUACAUAGAGAGGCUCGGGCUAGUUGACCCGAACAAGCUGAUGCAAGUCACCACAAUGGACCGAUACGUGAAGUAUCACGUGCGGGAGUUUGAGAGGACAUUUGUGGUCAAGUUCCCAGCUUGUUCGAUAGCUGCCAAGAAGCACAUUGACCAGAGUACCACCAUCUUGGAUGUCCAAGGAGUGGGCCUUAAGAACUUCACUAAGGCUGCACGGGAACUCAUUCAGCGCCUCCAGCAGAUUGAUGGCAACAACUACCCGGAAACUCUGAACCGCAUGUUCAUUAUCAAUGCCGGUUCGGGAUUCAGACUCCUCUGGAACACAGUUAAAUCCUUCCUUGAUCCAAAGACAACUUCAAAGAUCCAUGUUCUUGGCAACAAAUACCAGAGCAAGCUGCUCGAAAUAAUCGAGGCAGAUCAGCUGCCCGAGUUUCUGGGCGGUACCUGUACUUGUGCUGAUAAAGGUGGCUGCAUGCGCUCCGAUAAGGGACCCUGGAACGACCCAGAAAUCUUGAAGAUGGUUCAUGAGCGCCAAGCUAGACGUUCACGAAUGACAUUAUCAGAUAUUGAAGAGAAGACCAUCUCUGAAGAUGAGACUGCGAACCAAACGAAGGACAACUCGGAGACCAAGUCCGUAGAGGAAAACCCAUUGAAACCACAGCCUCCCCCGGUUAAGGAAGAAGCUCCCAUCAUCAAGAAUAACAACCAGGGCGCCUUCGAUUAUGACAAGUGUGUCCCUGUGGUUGAAAAAAUUGUUGAUGCGGCUUGGGCUAAAACUGUACCGAUCAAAGAGCUUGCACUUGCAAAAGAAGGCAGCCUCAGCAAUAGCAAGCUCUUCUAUGUCGAUACGUCGACGAUGACCAAGGGUGCUCAGGUUGAGCUGACGGGACCAGCCAUAUCGGGUGCCGAACUCUUGACAAUGGUCAAGCGGAUGGCUCAGUUGGAAGAGAGGAUGGUGGCCCUCAGCAAGAAAGAGGCGGGUAUGCCUACCGAUAAGGAGCAGAUGCUAUCUUCUGCAAUGAGCCGAAUCGAAGCUCUGGAGCAGGAGCUAUCUUCUGCCCAAAAGGCACUCAAGGAUUCCAUGGCUCGGCAAGAGGAGCUCGUAGCAUACAUCGAGAAGAAGAAAAAGAAGAAGGGUUUGCUGUGUUUUGGCUUAUGCAGAGGAACCCGUUCCGGUAAGGCGGCAUAGAACCUAGGGGAACUCCCACUCAAUUAGCCCAUCAACAUGUUUGUGUUGGAAAUAACCGAAAUUCGUGCAACAGUGGUGAUCAUCCCCAUAACCCAUGCCUGAUAUGUUCGAUAACUUUCAUCGUGUGAAAAUGAUUCUGUGUAUGCUGACAUUGAUUGUCAUGUAAGUAAGUCCAAGAGAUGCUCUAAUGAGAUGCUGCUCCAUGUGAGCUUUCCAAUGGUGAAAAUCCAUGGAGGAGAGAAGAUUACAAUCUUUCUAGAACUGUGGGGUAAGAUUAUAAUAUUUGUAGCUUGGUUUUGGAUUGUCAAUAAUGCCCAAAACCGAGCUUGAGAGGUCUUGUUAACUCUAAUUCCUGUAAUUAUGAAAUGAAGUGGGAAUCAACGAAAUCCUGUACUUUGAGGCGGGUUUUGAUUCUUGAGAAAAUAUGGACAUAAGUAUCUAUGUUGUCUCUGGUACUUCCCGGAUUCGUGAAA